AGAGAGAGAGAGAGUCAGUAAACCCCUUUACACACAGCAGAGGUCUCCUUCUGAACAGGUUACAGAUGCAGAUAUAAAUAUUCAAGCGGAGGUAAGCAGACAUGAGCUGCAGAGUGGAGGUUGUUUCCGGUCAGUCAGUGAGCUGCUGUGCUGUGAUGGUGAAAGCUCAACAGUGUUUGUUUGGCGGCUCUGAGAGAACAGCUCCAGAGUUCAGCUGAUUGAUUCUAAUCAGCACUACACUAUCACCACAGCAGCAGUACACAGACGGAGGCAGCACAGCGAUGAUGAGCCUGUGUGCAGUGAAGGAGCGUCUGCGCUGCGCGUCUGCGGAGCUGCGUGUGACGCAUGCGCGGAUCAGCCAAUAGCAGCCCGGGAUGCGCAGCGGAGUUGCGCAGAUGCGCAGUGAGCAGCGCAGCCAUUAUUACUCUUCCUCUGAAAUCUGAAUACUCCGCUCGGCUGCUCUGCUCCUGCAGUUUCCCCGAGACUCCGCACAGCCGCAGUGAGCUGCAGAGAUCCGCUGCUCUGACUGGGAGUUCAGAAAGUUCAGCGGCUGCAAGAUGAUGACCUCCCCGCCUGCGGCUGCCGGAGCGCCGGUCUGCGGAGAUGUGUGCGCCCGCAGCGGCUCUGGAGCUCCGGAGGCCCAGACACCCGCGCGGAUCUAUCCGCUCAGCGCCUUAUCCUCCACACCCACAUUCAGCAGCAGAGACAGCAAAGGCCCACAUGCUCCUCCUCGUGGUCUUGAACCCGUCUCCUCCUCCUCUGAGUUCCCCCACGGGGCGGUGCUGCAGCUGAUGGAGGCGAUGCGGCGCUGCUGGAGUGUGUUCGGCGCGCGCGAGCGUUCGCUGCUGUUCCAGAGUGUGCAGAAGGAGCUGGAGGCGCACGGACACACACUGCCCGUCGAGAGGAUCCGCCGCAAGUGGAACAACCUGAUCGUCACGUACAAGCGGGUGAAGGAGCGCAGCGCCCUGAGCGGAGGACACGCCAAAACCUCCUGGGAGUACUACGAGAUGAUGGACAGUAUUUUAGGGACGGCUCCGUGUGUGCAGCGGGGCCCGGCGUCUGCCACUCUGGUUGGGUUUGCCAGCUCAGCUUCAGCUGCAGUGCGGGCGGAGGAUCCUCCAUCAGUGCCUGCUGUGCCCGCUCUGCUGCCCUCCAGCCUCCAGAUGCCCACACCGGCCCCCGUGCCCGUGCUCUGCAAACUGAGCCCCAAGUGCAGCCCUGAGGCCCCAGGGCCCGUCCCGCUGCAGGCCCCGCUAGGCUCCCGGCGGCGCAGACUGCGGCCCCUGCGUUCGGGCCCCGGGGCCCCUGCGGCGACGGCAGUGGAGGAGCGCACGGCUCUCCUGCGCAGCUUCCUCAGCGGGCAGCAGGAGCGGGUGCGGGCAGAGCAGCAGCAGCAGCGCAGGAGUGAUGCCCGCGGGCGGCGCAGGGAACGGGCAGCGCGGGCAGCGGCGGAGGGCAUGGGCAGGAUGGCGGCGGCGCUGGAGCUCAUCUGCUCAAAACAGGACACCAUCAUCGCCCUGCUGCAGCGGCUGGCUGACCGCCACUGACAACACACACUCACACACACACACACGUGUAAACACACACACAAUCCCUCCGUGGUGGUGUGUUUCGGACUCUAAUAAUCUGAGCAGGCACUAGAGAGGCUUCAAAUGAAAUGUCAUUUUAGCCCUGAGACAGAUUGAUUGAUUGAUUGAUUAAUUGAUUGACUGAUUGAUUGAUUGAUUGAUUGACAGAUGUGGCAUGUGUUGGGUCAGUGUUGAUAUGACAGUAAUCUUCAUCUGAGCUGGGCUGGUCUGUUCUAAUGCUCUGAUUAACUCAUUGAUUACUCAUCCUGAUCAAUAUUAAACUCAAAGGAAGAUGAGAAUAAAGCCUUGUGUAAAUAAAUGUUGUUCAUGUUCA
This is a messenger RNA of Danio aesculapii, 1902 nucleotides long. RefSeq lists its product as uncharacterized. The record is from RefSeq and is a predicted model, not a curated record. NCBI's taxonomy places the organism in Eukaryota, Metazoa, Chordata, Actinopteri, Cypriniformes, Danionidae. Bases 558 to 1547 code for a protein of 329 amino acids. The transcript has 4 exons.